Messenger RNA from Kickxella alabastrina, 582 nucleotides. RefSeq lists its product as uncharacterized. The record is from RefSeq and is a predicted model, not a curated record. NCBI's taxonomy places the organism in Eukaryota, Fungi, Kickxellomycota, Kickxellomycetes, Kickxellales, Kickxellaceae. The coding region runs from base 1 to 582 and encodes 193 amino acids. The transcript has a single exon. Gene Ontology annotation, biological process: cobalamin metabolic process.
AUGGAGCCUGCAGUGGAGAAGUUUAGCCUGCCGACCACACUGCCGAAAAGGUUGGCCGAUUUGGGGGUCAAUAUUGCCGUCCAGCAAACAAGCGUCGUGCUCCAAUACUCGAUACACCUGUGCCCGCGGCAAAUGAAGCGCGAGCUGCGCCUGGUAUUCCCCAGUUUGUCUGGCAAGGAGAAUGACCUUCUGAUCAUUCCGACAUUUCAAAAGACAAAGUCGUCGAUGAUCAGCUAUGACGCAGAGACGCAGAUUGAGAAGGACGAAAAGCUGGAGCUUUUCUACCGCUGGGGCACAGAUUUGGUAGAACGCUUGCGUGAGAAAGGGUUUUGGGCGGACAUUACCGACCCAAUGUCGGGCGCGGCGCUGUUCAGCACAAGCGGGCCGUCGUUAUACCCCGACGUUGAAAGUGCCGAGAUACUUCUGCGCUACAGGCCAUUCAACCUCGGCAGCUGCUUCGUAAUGUCGCACCCAAACUGGGGCACUCACGUGUACCCGGCAACGGCCUUCACUCUGGCGCCAGCCGACGUUGUGGCCAGGGUGCUGGCCGAUAUGCAGGCUGGCCCGCCGCCAGCGAGGUAG